CCAAAUCCCAUUUGAUUCCCUCCCCUUCCCCCUCACCCCCCACUUCGGCUUCUCCAUCUUUCCCUCUGGUACAGCCGCGCGCCUCCCGCCGAUCUUCCCUCUCCUUUCCACGCUGUUAACGUCGUUUCUGGGUCCGGUGCUCCUGGCUGCUUCUUCGCUCUUCCCCGCCGCUUCUUCUUCUUCUCGUUGCUGCUUCCGCUGAUACAGUCCUUCUGCCGUCCGGUGCUGCUCCUCUCCGCUGGUUCUCUUCCUCAACAGGCCGCCGCUGCGCCUCGCCGCGUCCUCCUCACUGCAGUUGCCAGGAAAGAAACAUAGAAGGAGCUAAUUUUCCUCCCAUCUGGUUUGUUCACCGACACAAGAUCCCGAAUUAAAAUGAAAUUCCUGCCACCUACGUCUUCGAAAGCACCUGUCAAGUUCAGGAUGCCAACAGCGGAGAAUUUAGUACCAAUUCGAUUGGACAUAGAACUUGAUGGCCACCGCUUCAAAGAUGCUUUCACUUGGAACCCUUCUGAUCCUGAUUCUGAGGUGGUGGUAUUCGCCAAAAGGACUGCAAAAGACUUGAAGCUACCUCCUGCUUUUGUUAUGCAGAUUGCUCAGUCCAUUCAGACACAAUUGACCGAGUUUAGAUCCUAUGAAGGCCAGGAUAUGUACACUGGCGAGAAAAUUGUUCCAAUCAAGCUUGAUCUUCGGGUGAAUCACACUCUUAUCAAGGAUCAGUUUUUGUGGGACUUGAACAACUUUGAUAGUGAUCCUGAAGAGUUUGCUAGAACCUUUUGUAAAGAUUUGGGAAUUGAAGAUCCUGAAGCUGGACCUGCAAUUGCUUUAGCAAUUAGGGAACAGCUGUAUGAGAUUGCAAUUCAAAGUGUAGCUACAGCAAGGGAAAGCAGAUUAAGUAAAAAAGGUCGCCGUGGCUUUGAAUAUAUUCCCGCUCAUAAAGCAGGGGGUACUGCAUUGGAUUUGAUGAAGUUGUUCAGUAAUAAAUACAGUGUGGUUAGGAAAAGGAAGGAAUGGGAUGUAUACGAGCCGAUUGUUGAUCUCCUAUCAACUGAGGAAGUGGAUGCCCUUGAAGCAAGGGAGGAAAGGAAUGCGCGGUGAUUUAUGCUUAUCAAUAGCCGAGCAUAUGGAUGCCUAUGCCGUUCUUUUUAGUAAGUUGCUUCCAACCUACUAUUUAAAACCAGUAAAGCCUAGGUGUAGAUAGCCAAAUGCGGCGGCCUUUUUCAUUCUAGCUUCUGAGAAACAAAAAUAAUUUUUCAAUGCAAUUGGAGGAACUAUAAGGCUUCUUUA
This is a messenger RNA of Manihot esculenta (cassava), 1284 nucleotides long. RefSeq names its product chromatin structure-remodeling complex protein BSH. The record is from RefSeq and is a predicted model, not a curated record. Gene Ontology annotation, biological process: chromatin remodeling; regulation of transcription by RNA polymerase II. Gene Ontology annotation, cellular component: nucleus; nuclear chromosome. NCBI's taxonomy places the organism in Eukaryota, Viridiplantae, Streptophyta, Magnoliopsida, Malpighiales, Euphorbiaceae. The transcript is spliced from 11 exons. Gene Ontology annotation, molecular function: transcription coregulator activity. The coding region runs from base 373 to 1095 and encodes 240 amino acids.